Molecule: messenger RNA, 270 nt
Organism: Arctia plantaginis
Lineage: Eukaryota; Metazoa; Arthropoda; Insecta; Lepidoptera; Erebidae
Source: the annotation of a GenBank genome assembly
AUGGCAGACAAAAAAGGAAUAAAAAGUAAGUUGCCAAGCCCUGAUCCGGUAGAACCACGUAUAAACGAUGUAAGUGAGCCAGAAGGUACAAAAGCUAGCAAAGAAGAUAAUACUAAAACAGAACCUAGUCAUAAAACACAAAAAAAAAGGAGUAUCUAUUUCGACAAUGUUGCAUAUGACGAGGGAGGUGAGGAACACAUGCUAAAAACUGAUGAAAGUAAAUCAGUUAAAAGAUGCAGAGAAAAGGAUACAACGAAAAUUAAAAAGUGA